Molecule: messenger RNA, 348 nt
Organism: Suillus clintonianus
Lineage: Eukaryota; Fungi; Basidiomycota; Agaricomycetes; Boletales; Suillaceae
Exons: 3
Source: RefSeq, a predicted model, not a curated record
CGCUACCUCUUCCAAUGCGCUCGGACUGACAUCCAGGAAUCACAUUCGAAUUUCUGGAGUUCGGUCGAGAACUCUAUCGAGUUCGUGAUCACGCGUCCGAACGGUUGGGAAGGUCAACAACAACAACAACAACAACAACAACAGAUCGCCGGUCUCAUCUCAUCUAAGGAGGAGCAAUCUUACGUGCACCUCUUGACCGAUGGCGAAGUAAUCAUUUCUGAGGAAGAUCAAUCUGACAGCCAGGGAGUCAUCGUUGUUGAUGCCGGAGGCGAAACUAUCGAUCUCAGUGCCUGCUCGAUGAACUUAUCUCCGACUUCGUUCGAGGAGAUUGCCCCAGCUGAAUGUAAA